GAUCACACCGCCACUGCAUGACAUCGCUAUAUCCCGAGGGCAUCCCCGGAGCCCCCUGAUAGAAAGAGUGAAGGAACACAGAGCCAACGCAUGCAGUGCCACGAAAAACACGCCCGCUGGUGAACAGCACGCUUGGCCGCGCCAUCCUUGUAACCUCCGUCAUCCCGCUGGACUAUUGAUUGUAUGCCUUCGGCGCGACCCACGUCCGCGCGACGGCCAUAACAUCAUCUACUUCUAUAGCACAUUCGACGUUUCCGUCGUAUAUUCCAAACUCAGUUGUACCUGUCACUCCAUCAUACCACUCACCAAACCCAACCCAAUUGCAGCGCACGCUGCGCCAGGCAGCAUCAUGGCGACCCAAAUACCCAUGAUUUCAGUGCCGCUGAAGCAGACCAACGAGAUCGACUGGAUCCAGCCAUUGAAGGGCUACAUUCGGCAGACCUACGGCGAUGACCCCGAACGCUACGCCGAGGAAUGCGCGACUCUCAAUCGAUUACGGCAGGACAUGCGGGGCGCAGGGAAGGACAGCGCAGCCGGGAGAGAUCUGCUCUACAGAUACUACGGCCAGCUGGAGUUGCUAGAUCUCAGAUUUCCGGUCGACGAGAACCACAUCAAGAUCAGCUUCACGUGGUUCGACGCAUUCACGCACAAACCCACCUCCCAGUACUCCCUCGCCUACGAAAAAGCAAGCAUCAUCUUCAACAUCUCCGCCGUCCUAUCCUGCCACGCCGCGCACCAGAACCGCCACGAAGAAGUCGGGCUCAAGACGGCGUACCACUCGUUUCAGGCCUCGGCCGGCAUGUUUACUUACAUCAACGAGAACUUUCUGCACGCGCCCAGUCAGGAUCUGGGCAGAGAGACGGUCAAGUGCCUGAUCAGCAUCAUGCUGGCUCAGGCGCAGGAAGUGUUCCUCGAGAAGCAGAUUGUGGAUGGGAAGAAGGUGGGCUUGUUGGCCAAGUUGGCGAGUCAGGCGGCGUUCUUGUAUACGCAGGCUACGGAGGGUGCGCAGGAGAACGUUACGAACGCGGUGUUUGAGAAGGUGUGGUUGUUGGUUUGUCAGAUCAAGGCAAACCACAUGGCCUCGGUAGCGCAAUACUACCAAGCGCUGGCCGACGACGACGCCAACUCGCACGGCGUAGCCAUCUGCAGAUUACAAGUGGCGGAGACGAGCGCGCGAGAUGGCAGCCGCCAGGCAAACAGCUUCCCCAACUCGGCGCCCGCGAACUCGAACUUGACAUCUGAAACACAUGCUAUACUGGCUGAGAUGACAAAGAAGCAUCUCUCGAAUGUACAAGAGAAGCUAGCAGAGUUCAUGAAGGACAAUGACUUCAUCUACCAUCAAGGUAUCCCGAACGAGGCUUCGUUGACAGCGAUCCCGAAGUUGCCUGCGGCGAAGGCGAUACCUGUGAGCGAGCUCUAUCAGGGCCAAGAUAUACAGAGGAUUAUUGGUCCCGAUAUCUUCCAAAAGAUUGUACCCCUGGCAGUCACAGAAUCUGCAAGUCUGUACGAUGAGGAGAAGGCGAAGUUGAUUCGUGCCGAGAGUGAAAGAGUCGAGGUCGCAAACGAUGAGAUGGCAGCGAGUCUCGACUACCUGAAGCUUCCGGACAGCUUGAAUGUGCUGCGCGGAGGUAUGGACCAGGAUAUGAUGGUCGACUCGGACUUUCGAAAGUGGUGCGAGGAUCUCGCUGGUCACCAAUCAUUUUCUUCGGCUUUCGACCAGCUGAACCGCGAUAAGUCGGAGAUCACCGACCAGUUGGAUGCGAGCAUGAAACAGUUGGACAUGGAGGAGAGCGUUUGUGAGAAGAUGCGAAGCAAGUAUGGGGCAGAGUGGACACAGCAGCCCAGCUCCAGACUCACUGCGACACUGCGAAGCGAUAUCAGGAACUACCGUGGAGCGAUUGACGAGGCGAGUACGAGCGAUGCCCAGCUUUACAACACUUUCCGCCAGUGUGAGGCGGACUUCGAUGAGAUGCGUUCAGCUGGCGAAACGGACGAGGCCGAUGUGCUGUACCAAAGAGCUAUGAUCAAGGCCGGUGCUCAGAAAGGGAAGAGCCCUGGGCCGGCGCAGGGAAACCUCAUUGACGAUGACUAUGAUGACGGCCCGACUGUGGCGGAUCAGAUUGCGGCCGUUGAAGACCUGUUACGGAAGCUGAACUUGGUCAAGAAGGAGCGAGCCCAGAUAUUGCUGGAUCUCAAGGGCAAGGUUCAUUCUGACGAUAUUUCGAACGUUCUCAUUCUCAACAAGAAAGCUAUUGCGAACCAGGAGUCGCAACUCUUCAAAGCUGAACUCGAGAAGUUCCGACCGCACCAGAACCGCAUCCUGCAAGCCAACCACAAGCAAGCGUCGCUACUCAAGGAACUCACACGCACAUAUUCGGACCUACUGAAGGACAAGCGCGUAAGAUCUGAGCAGAGCAAGUACGAAGCCUUCUCGCGCCAGCGGAACACUGUCAUGACGAAAUACCGGAGGAUCAACCAGAGCUUCAACGAUCUCGUGGCCGGCCUCAACCGAGCACAACAGUUUUACUCGGAGAUGAAGGAGACAGUAUCAAGUCUGCAAAAGAAUGUCGAGACCUUUGUCAACAAUAGGAGGUCCGAAGGUGGCCAACUCCUCGCCCGCAUCGAGCAAAGCAAGUCCCAAGGCGCAGACCACGAACAGCAGCGCCUCAAGGACCUCAUGGAGCGCAUGUCCAUGGAACCCUCAGGUUCACCUGUCUCAGCCGGUAGCGGCGGACGUAAGAAGUCCGCACCACCUCCGCUGUCCUCCAUACCCGGUUAUCCCAGCACUUCAGCAGCAGGACACAUGGCAUACAACCCCGCAGCCUCGCCACCAGUAACGCCGCGCUACCCACCCACAACCCAACAACCCUUCAUGUCGCCCCAGCAAUCCUACGGCGGCGCAACAAGCAACUCAUUCCAACCCCCUCCUCCCCGCCGCGAGUCCUACCAACAAUACGGACAACCCCAACACCAGCAUCAAACGAGUCAACCUUACAACCCAGCCCAACACCAAUACAACCCCGUGUCCCCGCCAGCGCAUCAACAAUUCUUCUCCCCGCCCCCGGCGCAACAUCAACAGCAUCAGGCGUGGGGCCAGCCGCCCCAGCAGCAGCAGCAGCAGCAGCAGCAGCAGCAGCAGCAGCAGCAGCAGAAUCAGUGGGGUCAGAAUGUGCCUCAGGGUUAUGUCCCGCCUCCGCCGCCGCCGGGGCCGCCGCCGCAGCAGGAUUAUAGUCACUUCUCGCAGGGGAGUUAUCCGGGGGGUCCAGGGGGUUAUGCACAGAGUGGACGACCGGGGCAGGGGCAGCAGCAACAAGGACAGCAGGGGAAUGAUGUGUGGGCGGGGUUGAGUGGGUGGAAAUAGGUGCAGAUCUAAGGGGUGUGAGGAAGUAGAGCUAGAUGUGUAGGAUCGCAAGGUUUGUUGGCGAAGAAAGGUUGGGUUGAGCGGGUGUAGAUAGCGAGAGAAACAAUCGGAGAUGCACAUGCAACCCUGUUCUUCUUCGCGAUUGCUUUACAUCGGCUUGGCCCUUUCCUUUUCACGAGUCGGUCGGUUGUGAGGUAUGUACACG
Molecule: messenger RNA, 3566 nt
Organism: Macroventuria anomochaeta
Lineage: Eukaryota; Fungi; Ascomycota; Dothideomycetes; Pleosporales; Didymellaceae
Product: vacuolar protein-sorting protein bro1
Exons: 4
Coding region: 350-3361 (1003 amino acids)
Biological process (GO): protein transport to vacuole involved in ubiquitin-dependent protein catabolic process via the multivesicular body sorting pathway
Cellular component (GO): endosome
Molecular function (GO): protein binding
Source: RefSeq, a predicted model, not a curated record